This is a messenger RNA of Dichomitus squalens LYAD-421 SS1, 1539 nucleotides long. Its product is annotated as WD40 repeat-like protein. The annotation marks the transcript as partial. NCBI's taxonomy places the organism in Eukaryota, Fungi, Basidiomycota, Agaricomycetes, Polyporales, Polyporaceae. Gene Ontology annotation, molecular function: protein binding. The transcript has a single exon. The record is from RefSeq and is a predicted model, not a curated record.
CUCUCAAGGCACACAGACUGGGUCCGUUCCGUGGCAUACUCCCCUGACGGCCGGCACAUUGUGUCAGGCUCGGAUGACACGACAGUGCGAGUAUGGGAUGCGGAGACGGGCGAAGCAAUCCUGGAGCUGUAUUGCGGCUCCAUUGUUUUGGGGGUUGCUUUCUCGCCGGAUGGCCGUCACAUUGCCGCAGCGCUCAGUGAUCGGACGGUGCGGAUAUGGGAUUCCACGACAGGGGAGGCUGUUUGCGAACCUCUCCGGGGUCACGAGGGUGUAGUGUGGUGUGUUGCGUACUCUCCAGAUGGACGUCUCAUUGCAUCGGGUGAUGGGGAUGGUCGUAUUUUCAUCUGGUCCACCGAAGCACUCGGGAUGGUUUAUGAGCCUAUCCUUGGCCAUGCAUCCGACGUUCGCUGCGUUGCCUUCUCUCAGACUGGUCAAUACAUCGCGUCGGGUGCUGACGAUAAGACGGUACGGGUGUGGGACGUCGUAGAAGGACACCCUGUCAGCAAGCCCUUCGAAGGCCAUACGGCACGGAUCACUUCUGUCCUUUUCUCGCUAGAUUGCCUUCGGAUUGUCUCGGGAUCGGAGGACUCGACAAUCCGGAUCUGGGACUUCGAGAGCCAACAGACGUUGCAUACAAUAUCUCACCAGCUUUUGGGUGGUGUGUUGUCUCUCUCGAUCGCUCCCGACGGCAGGCGCAUCGUCUCUGGAUCGGGCAAUGGCAGCGUCCUCAUAUGGGAUAUAGAGACAUACGAGAUUGUCGCGGGGCCAUUUGUUGUGCACAGCAACUGGGUAUGCGCUGUUAGUUUUUCACCUGACGGUCGCCAUGUCGUAUCCGGCUCGUCCGAUAGGACAAUACGGAUAUGGUCUACAGAGAAGAGCCCAAGUGUAGAAAUUCCUGGCGAUGUCUCCUCCGGUUCAUCAGAUUCCGCCCCCACGAGCUCUGUGCGCUCGCUCGCGUACUCGCCUGACGGACGCCGAAUUUUAUCGGGCUCUGAAGAUGGCACGAUCAACGUGUGGGAUGCGGACACUGGAAAAUCCAUCGGCAGGCAUCUGAAGGGCCAUUCCCGCCGCAUAACUCGCGUCAGGGUCUCUCCGGAUGGCGGUCGCUUUGUUUCCGCCUCGGGGGAUGAGACCCUUCGUGUAUGGGACUCGACUACGCUCCAACCCAUCGGAGAGCCUCUACGUGGCCAUACGCACUGGGUACGGGACGUUGAUUACUCCCCAGAUGGCCGUAGGAUUGUCUCAAUUUCAGACGACCGCACCAUUCGCAUUUGGGAUGCCGAGACACACGACUGUCUCGUCGGGCCUUUGGACGGGUUUGCAGGUGGUGGGGUCGCGUUCGUCGCGUGGUCACCGGAUGGCAAUCGCAUCGCAUCCGGCUCGGAGGAUGGGACAGUGCGGGUGUGGGAUGCUGAGACGGGGUGCGCUGUUGGCGAGCCAUUCAGGGGCCACAAAGACUGGGUCAGGUCUGUUUCGUGGUCCAUGGACGGCCGGUAUGUACUGUCAUCCAGCGACGACGGCACAAUCAGAUCCUGGGAU